ACACGUCGACACUUUUUCCCGUGAUCAGCUGUAAAUCGAAAAGUAACUUGUGAAAUAAAUCGUUAUCUCUUUCUUACCACGCUUGUUUUGUUUCUUAUCACAUGACUCGUGACCUGUGCUAAAAGGGAUCCACUAAUCGUUUUAUUAGUUGACCUCAAAAAUAAAUUAUCCAAUCAUGCAGUGGUUUAGUUAUUAAGCUUAAAAUUAAGCUUAAAACCGACCAAUAACAGACUGGCUACUGUAUGACACCAACGUGAAAUUCGUGUAAGUUCUUCUGUCAAGUCUGCGAAUGAACUAAAGCAAGAAAAUGAAGCGAGUUUUGCUUUAUGUCGCCAAAAUGGCUGACGCGUCGUCAUCGUUGCGCGUAAAGAAAAUACCCGAUAACUUGUACGAGCUGUGCUUAACAAAUUUAGUGAAUUAUUUGCAGAAAUCAAAGUGCGAGAGAAAUGUAUUGCGUUCGUUACCGGACAGCAUCCUCAUGGAUGUUUUUUUUAAGAUGCUGCAAGAGAAACGGCUAUGCAUCCUUGGCGCGGAGCUGUCCGAGCUGGACGUGUUCGAGCGGCUCCUGCGCUUCGCCGGCGCCCAACUGAAGCUCCUGCAGUGCUUCCAGCUGGACGGCACGACGAGUCUGCAGCGCUUCGCCACAGCGCAUCUCAAACUGCUCCACUGCUUUCAGGCGGUGAUUGAGCACGGAUCGAAGCUGUCUGCAGAGCUCGCGGCCGCCUACACCGCCAAGUGUGAACUCAAGUCCAGGAGUGACGAGGCGCUCAUACACCUCGGACUCAGGCUAGGCGGGUUCCUCAACGAGGCCGGUUGGUAUGCGGACGCGCAGCGCGUGCUGCUGCAGUGCCGCGACCUGUGCCAGGCGCAGCCGCAGACUACUUACUACAAGAGACUCACGCUUGAAUGUUGCCAUAGAUUAUUAAACACACAGUCGGCGUAUUGCUGCUUCCCCGCUGCGGCGGAGACGUAUUCCCUGGCGCUGAGGCUGCUGGGCAUGCGCGAGGAUGCGCAGGAGUUGCCGCCGGGACCUUUCGCGGUCGGAGACACUUGCACCAAAGCGCUACAGACUGACCCCGAGACAGACAGUAUAGAAAACGACCCCUCGGAGGAGUGUUCGGCGGCGCGGCGCUGCGCGUGCGCGGGCGGCGGGUGUGGCGGCGGGUGCGGCGGCGCGCGCGCGUGGGGCUGCGGCGCGCUGGCGGCGCGGCUGUGCAAGGAGUUCAGCGCGCUGUUCUUCGUGCGCUGCGACUACGGCGCCGCGCACGCCUGGAGCAUGCGCGCGCUCGCGCUGCUCACGCCCGACACGCCGCCGAGGAUAACGGUGGAGGUGCUGCGCGCGUGCGGCAAGGCGUGCGUGGUGAAGCGGCGGUUCGGCGCGGCGGCGCUGCUGGUGCGGCAGGCGGUGGCGCUGGCGCGGCGCCACUUCGGGCCGGCGCACCCGCGCACCGCCGCCGCGCUGCUCGACUACGGCUUCUACCUGCUCAACGUCGACUGCGUCGUGCACAGCGUCGCCGUGUACGAGGAAGCGUUAUCGUCCCUGCGGCGCGUGUUCGGCCGUAGCAGUCUGCACGUGGCGACGGCACAGGAGGAUCUCGCUUAUGCACUCUACGUGCUCGAAUACUCUUCAGGACGGUUCUACAAAGCACGGGACCAUGCUGAGCGAGCCAUACGCAUCAUCGAGAACCUGGUGCCGCGCGACCACCUGCUGCUCGCGUCUGCGAAGCGCGUGAAGGCGCUCAUCCUCGAGGAGAUCGCGCUCGACACCCCCGCCGGGCAGGACAUGAGUGAGCCGACCCUUCUCGAGGAGUCGGAGUCGCUGCACAAGGCGGCGCUGGCGUUGUCCAUGAUGGCGUUCGGCGAGAAGAACGUGCAGACCGCCAAACACUACGGGAACCUCGGCCGGCUCUACCAGAGCAUGCAGAAGUUCCAGGACGCAGAGACGAUGCACCUGAAGGCGAUCGCGAUAAAGGAGGAGCUGCUCGGCCCCGAGGACUAUGAGGUGGGACUCAGCAUCGGACACCUCGCCUCGCUCUACAACUACCACAUGAACAUGCACUGCGCCGCCGAGAAACUCUAUCUGCGCUCCAUUAACAUCAGUCUGAAGCUGUUCGGCGAGCGGUACUCUGGUCUGGAGUACGACUACCGCGGGCUCGUGCACGUGUUCACGCAACUCAAGAAGCACGACCGCGCCGACCACUACAACAGGGUCUUACAGCACUGGCACGAAUUACGAGAACAAUCCAAAGCGGAGCAGCAACCGGCUCUGGGGGACGAGCAAGUGAUGCCCCUCGAGGACCUGCAAGCCAAGUUCUUCUCGCCCAACGACUGAGCGCCGCGCCCACACGGUACGGCCCGAGUACACUGCUCACGGCGGUUAAAUUAUUUGUAUACGAAACUUAGGGUAGGAUAGCGGCCGCUUUGUCCAAACCAGAACGGUUUCCUAAAAAGCGUUUUUAAUACUAUAAUUUCAAAGUCUACAUUCGUUAUACUUUGGUACUAAUAGCUAGCAUGUUCAGUGCGGUUGGUCGACUAGAGCUAAGUGACAGCUGACAUAACUAACUAUUAUACGGAUUAGCUAGAGUAGUCUAAUCUACGCGAGCUAAGUUAGUGCUACCUUGACUUAGCUCUGGUCAACAACCCGCUUUAUACAGAGUGCUACAAAAUUAUAAAUUGAGAACGCCCUGUACAUCUAAAUUUUUUUGUUUCGUUAUAAACUUCCAAUGUUUUGCUCAGCGACAGUCACUGCCUUACCAGAUUAUUUUAGAUAUAAGUACGUAUACAAAUAAAUUAGUGAGACUAGUUCCCGCGCCUCGCCGGCGCUGCCAUUACGACGCUAUGUUAUAGUAUAAUGUGUAUCCUUAGUUACGAGAGUUUGGUCUAUUCUCACGACCGGCUCGACGACCCGACAUUUUAUAUGAUAAAGGGCAGAUUUUGACUUCAAUAUCAAUAUUGACAAAUAUAGUGGACGUCACGGCCGUGCGAAUAGGGCACUGAGGUGCCUCGUCGAGAAUAUCCACUGGAAAUAAAUGUUUAACGUAGUUUAGUGUUGGAUGUUUGUUUGUCUGUUAAUAUGUUGGGUUAGAGCGGACCUAGGAGACCAAUGCUCUUCUUCAGAUUUUUUUUAAUUAAGGCGGCCGUAGUGCUGCGCCCACGCAUCAUUAGAUGCGACAUUACUAUAUAUAAAUAAGCUGUAACACAACUUUGAUCUGCACUGACUCUAUAGGUCACCGUAAAAAGAUGAAAACGAGCAUUAAAUCUCCAUCUUUUAGCUAAUGGCUGUAAAACUCUAAUCUGUCCAAGGUAUUGAUCUCGUAGAGAUAUAUUAUGAAUUCGAUAUAAGAAAUAAAUAUAAUAUAGCUUUCAUUAAUCAUGUAUUUUUAAUAACCAAUAUAAAUCAUGCUGGGUCAUGCCAAAUUCCCGCCAACUACCUCACAAAAUUCUUUAUCCAUAUUUAAAUAUCGAAAGCAGUCUAUAAACCUUAGGCUUGUUCAGAAAAAAACUUACCUCCAUGUUCAUGGUGAACAUCAUGAAAUAGUAUCGUAUAUUCCAUAUUCGAGCUAGCCUCGUAUGCAAGUUUCAUACAUUUUACAAUAUCGAUAUCGACAUAGAACUCGAUAUAUCGAUAUACCUAUCGCUAAACGUUGGGAUUAAAUCUAGGUCCGCCCUGAUUCCUUACUAGCAGACUUGAGCGGCAAAAUAGUGGGAGUCUCUAAACACAGACGCACAAUCGAAUUGAACAGGGGACCUCAUCGUCUAAGAUAUUUUUCCAUUAACACGUGCGCAUAAUGUUUGUACGCCUCGACAUUACGUUGGAACUUAUAAUGGAGUCAAGAUUUUAUAUUAAGCUACUGUUAGCGAAUUGUUAAAAAAAACUAGUACAUCGUUUCAUUUAAAUACAUUGCGUUUUUUACAUAGAAGCAAAAAUAUAACUUUAGUCCCAGCGUAAUGUGGCCAGGUUUUUUUAAGUCUACUGCGCAUUGAGAUAGGUCGUUUAGCUCGGUAUAGUAUCGACUACAUAGACCUAACACGGCCUAUUUCAAUUAGUAUUGGACUUAAACUCUAAAAAGAUAUCUCCGCAAUGUUGGACUAGUUAUGUGCUGAUUCGAUUGUUUAUAGAAUAUUAUUUAAUCGAUAAUUAAUUUAAAACUAUCACAGAUCUAGAAGACAACUAAAAAUCAAAACCCGCAAAUAUUCUCUACGAAAAGUAUUUUACUCAUUAGGGCUUUAUAUUGUUUGUAUAUUUGUGUCUAUGAAAUGGGGACUUGGCGACACGUUACAUCUAAUUUUGGGUAUUGAAUGUUCACAUUACAAACUUCGUUUUGAAUAUUCAGUACCCGAUGUGUCGACAAAAUUAAAUUUAAUUCAAGUAGAUACCACUUGGAUUUGAUCUCAUAAUUAUCGAUAAAUAGCUAAUUCGGCAAAAAUGUAUCGAUAUCGACUGUCUCCAUUUCAUAUCGACCCGAGUAUUGUUUUUCAAUGGAACUUGAACAGUAUAAACAAAUCUGAAUCAAAAUAUUAGAACUAAUAAGUUCAGACACUAAUAGUGACUGCUCAAUUUAUUAAUACUAGGUUAAUUGACUUUCAUUUCGUGAAUUAUAUUACUUUUUUUUACUUAUUUAUGUAUAUUAUCGACAGAUUUAGUGAUUACGGACACAGCCAACAUUUUUUUGGUUUAAAAUAAGAAUGGAAUUGAAAUUACAUACCAAACCAUUUGUUGUAUAUUGUCUAUGAAAAAAAAAGGCGGGAAACCUUUGUCUCAAGUUUUUCGCACAUAAUCAUUUCGAUUUAUAUAAGUUUUAUUUGUACGAGAUUACUGAUUUCGAUGUAGUUUGUAAACUUAUGUUAAUGUAUUGUAGUACACAAAAUCAGAUGCGAUUUCUGACGAAUAGCUUUGUGUGGAGGUCACACGUGUAUCGUACCUCGCUUCCUUUGAGUGGUUGAUUUAGAACUCGUGAAUUUAGUAAAUUAUCUUGAUGUAUUCUAUUUCGCCGAUGUUUGCUUAACUUAAGCCACCCAAUUGCCAAGAAAACAGAGUAACUUAGAAGUAGUUAUGUUUUGGCCGUUAGGAAGCCACUUAAAUUAGGCAAGAGUCGGUGAAUAUUUACAUAAGUGUAUUUUAAUUUUGUCUUAUCGGUGAAGUUGUCUCUGGAUCUCAUGGUGUUAACGAUAAUUCAGUUUUUACCUUUAUUAUAAACAUAUCACUUUGGAUCUCGUCAGGUAAAGCACACAUUUUCAAUACGGUACGGCUUCGUUUACCGGUCUGAAGAUAGGAACGAUGUUCGAGAAAGUAUAGUAACUAAUAUUCGGACUAGAAAUAAUUCUUGACUACAUUAGCAAACACAACCUGCCGCUAACUUCAGACUGACAGAUACUGGCCGUACUGUACUGAACGUAUUAAAGAUGGAUGCCGUCCAAAGACAACUUCAUCGAUAUAUUUAUGUAAAUAGUAGAAUAAUUUGCACGCGCGUUGCAAAUGCGGAGGAGCCUCCGAGUAUUUUUGUGGAGAUGUAUGGAGUGUGGAGUUGUAUGGCUGUUACGUCACGUGCGUACGUGAGAAUAAAUAUGUUUCGAUGA
This is a messenger RNA of Manduca sexta (tobacco hornworm), 5577 nucleotides long. RefSeq names its product amyloid protein-binding protein 2 (gene Pat1). Bases 308 to 2332 code for a protein of 674 amino acids. The record is from RefSeq and is a predicted model, not a curated record. NCBI's taxonomy places the organism in Eukaryota, Metazoa, Arthropoda, Insecta, Lepidoptera, Sphingidae. Gene Ontology annotation, molecular function: protein binding. The transcript is spliced from 14 exons. Gene Ontology annotation, biological process: intracellular protein transport.